UCUGGGGAGUUGAGAGAGAGAAGUUUAAUUUUCCAUGUGAAGCUACCUAAAAAGACAACCAACUCGGAAGUAGAGAACAGAAAAAAGAAAGAAAAGGGGAAAAGGAAACAGAGGAAGAAAAGAAAGAAAUAUUACUGCAGGUGUAUUACUUGCGUGUUCAUUGAAUAAUCAAUCCUCCUUUUUAAGCCUUUGCCCUGCAUAUAAAAAAACAUGUAGAGAAAUAUUUGGCCACAGAGACCAAAAAAGUGGGGUUGUGCUCCAGCGGGUAUAGUACCUUCCUCUCUCAGAGACAGGAAACAGAGAGAGCUGCUUAUUCUCUUCUGUUUCCCUGUCUCUGUCUCUUUUCCUAAUGCUGUGACUCGAGUAUCUGUUUCCUGUCAUCAUCGUGAAUGGUGCUCUCCUCACGUAGUGGAAGAUUGAACUGAAGAUUCAGAUAUCAGAUCUCUCCAAAAUUUGUGAGUACAAGUGGUCUUGCGCUGACUAGUUUCUGGAGUCUGCUGUGUGCCUACAAUCCAAUAUUUUGGAAUUCAGAAUCAUCGUUUGAUGUUUGCAUGAGUGUUUCUCUCUGGUCAUGGAAACAUUGGCUCUUAAAACUGAGAAUGCGUGUUCUGAGACUUACUUAAGACUGGGGCUCGGAGAAUCUGGGAAGGGAAGUACAGGAAAACCCCGACUGCUAUCAUAUCUGUCCUCACUUCUUGAGAAGUCUGUUCAGAAGAAUGAAAGGUUUCUUGAGACUACACAAACUAAAGACGUUAUUACGGUAUUUCACGGUUCAAAAGCACCCUCUUUAGGCAUUGAACUAUACAUUGAACGAAUUUUUAAGUACUCAUGCUGCAGUCCUUCCUGCUUCAUUGUUGCAUAUAUUUAUGUGGAGAGAUUUAUUAAGCGCACCAAUGCUGUUGUAACUUCUCUUAAUGUUCACCGCCUUCUCAUCACCAGUGUCAUGGUGGCAGCAAAAUAUAUUGAUGAUGCGUUUUACAAUAAUGCAUAUUAUGCCAGAGUUGGAGGUGUGGGCACAUUAGAGUUGAACAAGUUGGAAAUGAAGUUUUUAUUUGGUGUGGAUUUUCAGCUUUUUGUAAGCAGUGAUACCUUCGGGAAGUACUGUGCGCUGUUGGAAAUGGAAGGUAGUGGAGGUGUCCAGAUCGAACGCUCAAUUCAGGCAUGCGGAAUAAAGGGCAGUUGGCCAAACAACGAAGAUUCGACUUGUGCUACAGCUGCUAGAUGAAGAUUUUCAUCGUGUGGAACUAUAACAUUCUUGACAGUUUCAUGCUAGUACACCAACUUGAAUUUGCUGCCACGAGUCAAAGGUUAUCAAUAUGAAAGAUCAUUCUUUAGUAAAUAAAAUUUGGGUUGCUCUAGAUUGUCCUUGCUUCUUUGACGAUAUUCUUCUCUAGUACCAUGUUUUUUGCAGCUGUUGUAGUGAUGAUUCUUCUUGUGUGAAAAUUCGGUUUAUUUCCAUAGUUCUCUUUUGUACUGUACAGAACGUGCUGUUUUAUGUAGAGCAGUGCAUUUAAUUCGCACUGCCAGAAUGGUAGGCGACAAUCUAAUGGUUCGAGUUUUUCUCUUCC
Molecule: messenger RNA, 1568 nt
Organism: Coffea eugenioides
Lineage: Eukaryota; Viridiplantae; Streptophyta; Magnoliopsida; Gentianales; Rubiaceae
Product: cyclin-P3-1
Exons: 4
Coding region: 572-1225 (217 amino acids)
Biological process (GO): regulation of cyclin-dependent protein serine/threonine kinase activity
Molecular function (GO): protein kinase binding
Source: RefSeq, a predicted model, not a curated record